AUGGCCUCCACGCACCUCACGAGGUGGUACAUCGAUACCCGUCAGCUAACCGAGACUACCCAAAACCUCCCCCUUCUCAACACAUUACAAGAAUCCGACCAGACAUCCAUCAAGAAAUAUCUCCGCCUGCCAGAUCGACACAUGUCGCUAGCCUCGUCUCUGCUCAAAUACUUGUAUAUACAUCAAACAUGCCGCAUCCCUUGGAGUGAGGUCACUAUCAGCAGAACACCAAAACCGCAUCAGAGGCCAUGCUUUAUCCCGUCGGGGAACGAGAGUCGGCCCGCCACAGAAAUCCCGGCGGUGGAGUUUAAUGUUACCCAUCAAGCUUCCUUUGUUGCGUUGGCCGGGUGUGUAGUCCCUUCAAAAGAAGUGAAGGAGGCAGCCGCGACUCAAACAGCAGUCUUUUCCGCGCCAGAACCAUCAUCAGCGCCCCUUCCCUCAGUACCACAGGUCGGAAUUGACGUUACCUGCGUCAACGAACCCGGUCGUCGGCGCGACAAUGCUCCCAAAACCCUCAAAGACGUCAUAGACUUCAUCGACAUCUUCAAAGAGGUCUUUUCUCAAAAGGAGCUAGACACCAUGAAACAAGCUGCUGUCCCAUCAUCAUCUCAACCAUUGGCGGAGGUCAUAAAAUCCGCUAUGCGGCUGUUCUAUGCUUACUGGGCGCUAAAAGAGGCAUAUAUCAAGAUGACCGGUGAAGCUCUCCUAGCACCCUGGCUGCGAGAGUUGGAAUUUACGAAUGUUCAUGCGCCGUCGCCAGUGGCAGAUGUUGAGACUGACAAGUGGAGCGAUCCGUAUACUGGUGUUCAGACGUGGUUGUAUGGAAAGAGAGUGGAGGAUGUUAGGGUUGAGUUGGUGGCGUUUGAGGCUGAUUAUCUUGUAGCGACGGCGGCCAGGGGGGCAAAUCUCGGCGAGGCUGUGACUGGAUUGGAGAUUGAUCCGUGGAAGGAUUUGGUCCGUGUUGAUAUUGAGAGGGAUGUGAGGCCGUGUGCGAUGGGGACGUGUCAGUGUUUGGUUUAG
Molecule: messenger RNA, 1020 nt
Organism: Talaromyces amestolkiae
Lineage: Eukaryota; Fungi; Ascomycota; Eurotiomycetes; Eurotiales; Trichocomaceae
Exons: 1
Coding region: 1-1020 (339 amino acids)
Cellular component (GO): cytosol
Molecular function (GO): holo-[acyl-carrier-protein] synthase activity; magnesium ion binding
Source: RefSeq, a predicted model, not a curated record